AUGAUCCCGAUCGCUCUACAUCUCCUGGCAGCAACCUCGCUGCUAGGCGCCUUCGCAGCGGCCUCUCUACAGACCAAAAGCCUUACCACACGCGAUGGUAGCACUUAUGUUUACGACUAUGUCCCUGCCAGCGGUGAGGCCAACAAUACCACAGUACUCCUCCUUCACGGCUACCCUUCCAGUCGCCACGACUGGCGCCACCAAGUUGCCGACCUAUCUGCAGCUGGUUACGGCGUCCUCGCCCCUGACUGUCUGGGCUAUGGUGACAGCGAUAUGCCACUCGAAGUCGAGGCAUACAAUUUGAAACGGCUCGGUGGGCACUUGAUGGAAAUACUCGACAAUGAGGAUCUGCAGACAGUCGUCGGCGUGGGCCACGACUGGGGCACAAACCUUCUGUCGAGAACAUCCGUCUGGCAUCCUGACCGGUUUGAGAAACUGGCCUUUCUCUCGCUAGGUUAUAGUGCACCGGGAAUAUUCGCAGAUAUCGACCUGUUGAAUGCCAUGAGCCUGAGCCAGCUAGGGUACAUGCAAUUUGGCUAUUUCUACUUCUUCAAUUCUUACAACGCCGCAGAUCUUGCCGCCUCCAAGCUUGAAUCCUUCUUCAGCCUCGCUUUUCCGACCGACAACUCCAAAUGGGCAGAGAAUCUUGCAGGACUCGGCACAGCUCGCGCCUGGCUGGAGGCUAACACCACAACACCUCUUGCCAGUUAUCUAACCGAGGAAAAUAAGGAGAUCUGGAUGAAGGCUUAUAGCCGCAAAGGUGCAGUCCAGGCUUCCAUGAACUAUUACAAGGCUCUGCUUCGCGGUGUUCAGGCGAAGGACGAAUCGUGCCUGACCGAUAAGCGCCGCACGAUCAAGGUGCCGGUUCUUACAAUCGGCGGCACGCAGGAUACAGUUACCCGAGCAGAUCAGAUUCGGGCUCAGACGGAGCCCUGGGCGGCGGCCGGGUACACGGAGAAGACCGUUAAUGCAGGGCACUGGAUGAUGCAUGAGGAUCGGGAAGGUGUGAGCUCUGCGCUGUUGGAAUUCUUGAAGGCUUGA
Molecule: messenger RNA, 1041 nt
Organism: Clonostachys solani
Lineage: Eukaryota; Fungi; Ascomycota; Sordariomycetes; Hypocreales; Bionectriaceae
Source: the annotation of a GenBank genome assembly